Microbotryum saponariae is the source of this 1490-nucleotide messenger RNA. The record is from the annotation of a GenBank genome assembly. NCBI's taxonomy places the organism in Eukaryota, Fungi, Basidiomycota, Microbotryomycetes, Microbotryales, Microbotryaceae.
AUGAGCUCCACCGCCGCCUUCAGUGGUAUCUCGACCAAGAUCAAGCAGAGCUACUCCAAGGCUUCCACCUCAGGCGCAUGCCUCGACACCGACAGCGAGCUCAUCGAGUUGGAUGAUCGGGACACGGGAAUACCCGUCAGUUCCGCCUGGCGCGUUGACGACGGAUAAACUUCGAGCUGGGUUAGCAGACCUGACGACUGUAUUUCAUCAACUACAGUUUGAACUGCGGUAUGCACCCCAGCUGGCCAAGAAGCCCACAGCAGCAAAGGACUCGGGCUCGACCAAUCAACCAAAACCGGCUCCCCGAGACCCUUUCGCCGAGCCGUAUCCCGAGCCCGAUCUCUACGUCCACGAGGAAGAGGUCAAGGAGGAUCUUUCUGAUGCAUCAGGAGACACUUUUGUCCUGCUCGUGCGUUGCUCGUGCCUCGGGCUCGAUCUAUCCUAGCGAAGAUUUUGCUCAUGCCAAUCACGAAACCCUUCCGUCUCGCUGUGUACACAGCUCAACAAAUUCUGCAUCGUUCCGCGACAUUUCCUCUUGGUGACUAAGGAAUUUGAGAAGCAGGAGCGGCCCUUGACACCGCUGCAGUUAUUGGCGACGUAUUCGGUGCUCAAGUCGCUCGGGACGAGAGAGAAACAUUUGGCUUUCUACAACUGUGGACCCUUAUCCGGUGCCUCGUAAGUCUCGCAAUGAUCAGGGCAGUGCCAAAACUCAGCUUACUAAACACUUCAAUAUUUUAUGCUUAACAGGCAACCCCACAAACAGUUCGUUUGCGAAUGAAUCCGCAGCUUGUCCAGGAGAUCGAUCGCUGACUCUUAUUCCCAUCCUCAAUACUCUGCAGCGUCCAAUUUAUUCCCUUGUCGAACGGUGUCGCACCCUUCGACAACUUCAUCCAAGACAGCAAACCCUCAAACCCCAGUAGGUCUUCGAGACUUCUUCGUCUUGGCCCCAGUUGAAAUCUAGCUGACUCUUUCCCUCAUCUCGCUGGGGCGCGGCGCGGCCACCAGAGGACCCAUUUCAACUCCCUCUUCCUUACGCCUCCUUCACCGUCAUGCUUGCACCGCCCUUGAACGGCGAUCUUGUUUCUUACCUCGGCAUGACCUUCCUCUCCCUGUUGGACUUGAUGAUCGAGCAUUUAAGAAGGGCCUCGCUCGUCAAAUCUUCGUCGGAAGGAGCGAACCCCGACCCCUCAACAACAACGGCGCCUCCACCCCUUUCCUCAAGAGGUGGUCUCUCCGGCCUUAGCUACAACCUCAUCAUGACCGAAAAGUACCUCCAAAUCAUACCUCGCUCAAAAGAGAGCUGGAGCGCCUCGGGAUCCAAGCAGCAUAUCAGUGUCAACUCGCUAGGUUUCGCGGGUAUGUUGUUGGUCAAGGAGGAGGAGGUCUUGGAGGAGGUCAAGAAGGUUGGAGUGAUGAGUAUACUGAAGGAGGUGGGGGUGGAUCCGGUCGUUAGUGGGGAGUUGGGGGAGGAGGUACAGGAUGAGGACUGA